UCUACUAGAACAUCAGAGGUUCCUCCCCGGCUCUGAAAAUCGGUUUCAUCUCCUUCUGAACAGAUUGGCGACCAAGUGGACGAUCUGUCAAAGACUUCUUUCUGACAUGCACUUUGAUAAAUCGCCAAAAGAGAAGCCGUGUUGCACUCUGCCCACAGUGAAGAAACUCUUGGAGCAGAAGAGAAGACGUGAGACGUCCUCCGUUCCAUCCACCUGCUCCACUGCCAGCACAAGUCCUGUUCCCCCAACUACUGCUACACAAUUGUCUUCGUCAGAACCAUUUACCUGUACAGGUGCAGCAACCAGCUACUCAGACAUGGCAGUGAGCUAUGAGCAGUGGGCCCCGGGCCCUGAUUCCGCACUCAGUUACUACACCAGCCAUCCAGGACCCAGCUUUGCUGCACCGUACAACCUCCCAAUGGCAACUGAGUACAGCACUCAGCAGCAGCAGGUCCCUGGGUUUGCAGAGACAAUUCCUCAGACAUAUGAGUGUCCAAUGGCAGUGGGAGAUCCCGCCAUGGCCCCGUGGUCUCUCCUCGCUCCUAGCCAGAGCGCACAGUUGAGUUUCGGUCCAGCGAUGGACGCCACUAAGCUGGAGGAGGCCAGGAUGCUUCUCAACAGGAUGGACUACACCAGGGCCAUGUGUCAGGACGAGGACGGAGACACCAUCCUGCACAUAUACACCGCCAAAGGACUCAGGGAGUGUGCCUUUGCCGCUGCAGAGACGCUGCGGGAUUUAGGGAAGCUCGAUGCCAAAGAACACAAGGGAAAGACUGCUUUACUCGUGGCGGUGACAGCAAACCAGCCAGAAAUCGUACAAGAUCUGCUGUCGUUAGGGGCGGAUAUCAAUGCCUGCGACGUUAAAGGACAGACUGCCCUCCAUCUGGCUGCUCACUACGGAUACCCUGCUGUUCUGCAGGCAAUUCUGUCCAGCAGGCCGGCCGUCAACCUGGAGGCCCGCAAUUUUGAAGGUAUGACUCCCCUGCACUGUGCAGCCAUUUCUCACAGCGUUACUAUGAAGGCUAUGGCUACCAUCGGGCUACAAGAUAUCAGUAUCCAGAACCAGGCUGGGGAGAAGCUCUCCUGUGUGCAGAUGCUUCUCAACGCAGGGGCGUCCCUAGUCAGCCAGGAAGUCAAAAGUAACAAGACCGUGCUGCACUUGGCUGUGAAGGAGGGGAACAUAGAGCUCGUGCGCUAUCUGCUGAGGAUUCCCCUGCCAAAUAUGAAAGAGUUUGUCAACAUGAAAGCACACGGUCACACAGCUUUACACAUGGCAGCCGGUCUCCAUGGUAACCCCCACCAGGAGGAGGUCCUGCAGCUGCUGCUGAGCAGAGGAGCUGAUCCCAGUAUCCGCAAUCUGGAGAACGACCAGGCGGCUCACCUGCUGCAGAGUGGCCUGCAGGGAGACCAGCUGAAGCUCAUGCUGAAGAAACGGAGUGCUUCCUCCCGUCGACGUAUCCUCUCCUUGCAGGAUCAGGAAUGAUUUAAAACACAUGUAAUCCCCAUUUGGAGGGAAUAAGUCUGUAAGAUGGUUCCUUUGUUGAGAAAGGGGAUUCACAUUUUAUUAUUGUGAGGUUUUGGGAGUCUCUGGCCUGUAGAGCGAAAAUCAAACUACUUCGGCACACUCAUCUCCAGAUACAGUACGAUUCAUAUUGUAUUAGACAAAUGACGCUUUAAUCCUAAAGCUUAAAUUCCCUGCCUGUGUAACUAGAGUGCUUUAUUUAUUUUAAGUAUUCAACUGGACGUGAAACAUUUCAUUCCAAAAUGCAAUGUCCUCUGUCAAGCCUUUUCGCAGAACCCGUGUCUGUUGGUCGAAGCGUUUAAAAUGUUGACCAAUAUUCACGUUUUCAUUUUUGUCAGUUAAGGAUAUGGAGCAUUUUGAAAUGAAAUGACAAAUAGAGAGCAUUAGUUAUUUGCUGGACAUACAAGGUAUAGAUGCUGUUGUGGAAGACGGAGUUAUCUUCAUUUUCCUGACAGGCUACACUCCCUGUUUAAUGUUGAUUUCUGUGAAAUCGUGAGAAUAAGCUCCAGGACAAUGUCCCUGAAACUCGUGUGACUCUCUUGUCAAACCCCCCAUCCCCACCCCCAACUAUCUAUAGUGUAAUUUCACUUUUUUCUGUAUGCAUCAUACAUAUAUCUACAACAUCAGGUGCAAUUUUCUUUGUGGAAAAGGAAACUUUACUGUGUAAAAAAAAACUGCUAUGUCCUUGAAACCGAUCUCUUGUCAGAGACAUUGCAUGAGUAAGUGCAGUGACAAAUUGUAUGACUGCCUGUACAUUUUAGUCGUGAGUCAUGAGUGAAAGUACAAUAACACUGUUCACGUUCCGCCCCGACUGUUUUGCUGUUCUGGGUGUCCUGUGAACAGCCCCGUUUUCACUGAGCUACAGAGAUUAGCAGGAUGGAAAAUACACCCAUCCCACAAAAAACUGUGUCUGCAGUUGUUAUUUGGACUCCCACAUGGCCCAGCAUUUGUUUCUCACACUCAAUUUCAGUCGAGGCUUACUGCUCUGACAAUGAAACCCGACGAUGAGACUGUAACCCGAGUGACAAAUAGGCCUCUCGCUUACAGUAUGUGUCACUUUUUUUCAUAUUACACAUGUGGUAAAUUCCUGUUAGGUAGACAGAACAGGUCGAUCUCAUGAGGACGCCGCACAGCGAUUAAAAUGCUUUUUUUAAUCCUUGAAGGUUUUACGCAAUCACCUAAUAAAGGGGCGGUGACUACAGACACAGUACGUCAUGUUGAGUAAACAAGACCUUUAUUUGGAAGAAAGACUUUACAGGGAAUUCCAUAGUUUCAUUUUUGAUACCUCAGCCUUAACUUAAAACUGAUGAUGUAUUUCACAGCAGUCUCACAAUCACCACUAUGCCAGCUAUCUCAUUUUUUUGUUUAUUUAUUUAUUGCUUUCUGUAUUUUUUUUUUUUUUUUUAGCUCUUCCUAUUGAUUGUAGUUGAAAAGUCCAAAAAUCAGAGCAGAAGUUGAGGAAACACAGAAGCCAACGAUUGUUACAUUUGAUGAGUGAAUGUAAAGUCAGCGACACAAAAUGGACAAAUCGAUUUUUACGUUUUGUAACCAUGCUCUUCAUUUUAUUGUGUUACAACAAUGAAUUAUAUGAAAGAGAAACCAAACUUGUUGCAUGUGUCUGAUUACGCAUCCAGUCUAAAGGUUGGGAGUUACAUCCUUUUUUUUUUGUUGUUGUGUGUUUUGUUUUUUGUUUUUUUCAUUUUUGUUUUCGGUCUUAACUGGCGUCAAUACUUACACAGUAUUAGUACUGAGAGGUCAGUGGUGAGGUUAGGGCGUGUUGGAAAACACUGUUUAUUAAA
Molecule: messenger RNA, 3321 nt
Organism: Mugil cephalus (flathead mullet)
Lineage: Eukaryota; Metazoa; Chordata; Actinopteri; Mugiliformes; Mugilidae
Gene: nfkbid
Product: NF-kappa-B inhibitor delta
Exons: 12
Coding region: 107-1483 (458 amino acids)
Biological process (GO): regulation of gene expression
Cellular component (GO): nucleus
Molecular function (GO): protein binding
Source: RefSeq, a predicted model, not a curated record